ACCAUUCACAAGACAACUCUGUGAUUUCGGAGUCAAGAAGAUCCCAAGCAGCAGCAACAGCAGCAGCAGUAGAAGAUAGGCAGUGACUGAACGUAUGAAGGCAGGGAGGGGAGGGGGAUUUGAGAUAAAGAGCGAGAGAGAAAGGGAGAGAGAGGGGGAGCGAUGAAAAGCAUACUAAAUGAGAGGGACUCUCAUACUGAAGCGGGCAGAGGCAACCACCACAUCCUGCAUCUCCUCUGUGACGACCUCACACCUGAUCUGCAGGAGGAGCUGGAGGGCACCUUGAUCCAUGGACAUGCGCGCCCCUCAAGGACGGCACGAAUUUCGCAUCUACCCUCACCCCGCUGCCUCCACAUCCUUGUGAAUGCUGACAUUUUUGCCCCUGGAUUCAUUCGGCGGACAAAAUAUCCAACCAAGAGUGAACUGGGAGGUGUGUUCGCACGAUCCGGCCAGAGGGAGGGAUUGAAGGAGCAGCGGGGCGAGAGACAGACAGAAGGAGGAGGUGUGAGCGGCAGGUGCCGAUGCCAGACUUCCAGAGUGAGAGGGGGCGACACUGAGGGGGGGGGGGGGGGGGAACCUGAGGAACGCGACACGUGCGGUGGCAUUUUGGUCGCCAAGAGAGACGGACGACAGAAAAUACAUUCGUUUACGCGUACAGCUGGGCAGAUGAGGAGGCAUCAGGGACCACCGUUCAGUCCUGGGUGCAAGUGACCCUGCCUGCAAUAGGCGAGGAGUCCCAGAACCAGGGCCAUGAUUGGCUCACCUGGCCCUGGUGGGCGUGCCUUAGUGCCACGGCCGAAGAUGCGGCGGGCGGUCCUGGCUGCUUCUCUGGUCGCCGUCUUAACUUUGACAUUGCCGGGAAGUAGCCAGGCCUGUCCGCCGCGUUGCGAGUGCUCGGCUCAGCUGAGGUCGGUGUCGUGUCAGCGGCGGCGGCUCACCAACAUCCCCGAAGGCAUCCCCACCGAGACACAACUCCUGGAUCUCAGCAGGAACCGACUCCGAUGGGUGCAAGCCGGCGAUCUGGCACCGUAUCCCCGGCUGGAGGAAGUGGAUCUCAGCGAGAACCUCAUCGCCACAUUAGAACCGAACUCCUUCGCAAGUCUGCCCAAUCUUAAAGUGUUGAAGUUGAGGAGCAACCAACUGAAAUUAGUGCCCAUGGGGGCCUUUGCCAAACUGGGCAAUCUGACCAGCCUGGACCUGAGUGACAACAAGAUUGUGAUUCUAUUGGACUACACCUUCCAAGAUCUGAAGAGUCUGAAACACUUGGAAGUGGGAGACAAUGACCUGGUGUAUAUUUCCCACAAGGCAUUCUCAGGGCUACUGGGACUGGAAGAUCUCACCAUAGCUCGCUGCAACCUGACGUCCAUCUCAGGGCAGACCUUGUCCUACCUGCGCAGCCUGGUCACCCUGCGCCUCCAUCGCCUCAGCAUCACAGCUCUCGAGGACCAGAACUUCCGAAAGCUCUCAAAUUUGAGAGGUCUGGACAUCAAUCACUGGCCAUACCUGGAGUACAUCUCACCUCUUAGUUUCCACGGUCUCGAUCUCCACUGGCUCACCAUUACCAACACCAACAUCACCUCUGUCCCGUCUGGUUCCUUCAAAAACAUGGUGCAUCUCACCCACCUCAACCUUUCCUACAACCCCAUCGCAGCACUGGAACCGUGGGCCUUCAGAGACUUGCUGAGGUUGAAGGAGCUCAUCAUGGUCAGCACAGGGUUGAUGACAGUGGAGCCCCACGCCCUCGGAGGUCUCCGUCAGCUUCGGGUCCUCAACUUCUCAUCCAAUGACCUGCAGACUUUGGAAGAGGGUUCCUUCCACUCUGUUAACAGUCUGGAGACGCUCAGAGUGGACGGGAACCCUCUCAUGUGUGACUGCCGUCUGUUGUGGAUCCUGCAAAGGCGCAAGACCCUCAACUUUGACGGCAGAGUGCCGGUGUGUGCAGGGCCUGUGGAGGUGCAAGGCGUCAGCCUGAGUAGCUUCACUGAUUCUGCACUCUUUGAUCAUUUUACAUGCCAGAAACCUAAAAUACGCAACCGCAAGCUCCAGCAGGUGACUGUUCGAGAGGGCCAGCCCGUGAAUUUCCUCUGCCGUGCUGAAGGAGAACCGGCGCCUGCUAUCAUCUGGAUAUCCCCACAGCGUCGACGGAUCACGGCUAAAAGCUCGGGCCGCAUCACCGUUCUCCCAAGCGGCACCUUGGAGAUCCGCUACGCCCAGCUCACUGACAGCGGAACAUAUAUCUGCAUCGCCAGUAACGCCGGGGGCAAUGACACCUACUUUGCUACUCUGACAGUACGCAGUCAGCCACUGGAUGCUGCCUCAGCUUUUUUUCUCAAUCGUUCGCUGUACAGCGGCGAGUUCUUCAAUGAAACAAACCUGAAUAGCACUCGGGUGUUCCUCAAAUUUACCUUGGACUUGACAACCAUCUUGGUCUCCACAGCAAUGGGUUGCAUCACCUUUCUGGGGGUGGUCCUCUUCUGUUUCCUACUCUUGUUUGUCUGGAGCCGAGGACGUGGCCAACGCAAGAACAACUUCACAGUGGAGUACUCGUUCCGCAAAUCUGAGCCGGUCACGGGGAGCUCUUCAGGAGGGACCAGGAAGUUUAACAUGAAAAUGAUAUGAAACAACGCAGCCAGGGGUCCCUCGGGGGAGGCAUGAGCACGUCUCAAAAACGUGUUUGACACACGCAAACACACACAGCCAUUGAAUCGCAAAAAAAAAAAAAAAGUUUGAGUAAUGUUAAAACAGGAGCCAGGACCCAAUUUAGGAUUGGGUCUGUAAAAAAUUCAAAUCGUGCCGUAAGAAAAUACAACAGUGAUGGAAAUGAAAGAGCUGGGCAUCUUUCGUGCUUUUAUAUCAAUUACAGGAAUUGUAAAAAUUGGCUGAACUAUAAGGACAAGAGUGGUCUCGUUUCUGGUUUCAUUAAUGGGGGAAUUAAAAAACAAAAACAUUUUCAUGUUUAUUUCAAUUUCCCAUAGCUGCUCUUUUGCAGUUUGAUAAAUUAAAAGACUUGCAUUCAUAGAUUUUUUUUGUUGUUGUUUUUGUUUUGCUCUUCAGUAAAGGACGCCAUGUUUAGAAGCAUGCAUUGCAGAUUGAGUCAGACUGUAUGUUGUCAACCCUGACUUCUGCAGGGGUUAAAUCCUUCAUUAAUGUUACCAUUUGUCAUUUGACCAAUUGUACGUAGACCAUAUGAAUCGAUACAAACAACUUAACAAAGAAUCUUUGGAUUGACAAAACAAAAAGAGGAUUGGGGUUCUAUUGCGAUCUAUUGCGACAUUAGCUGUGUGAGUUUGGGACGAGCACGCUGGCCAGGGGUUGUCAUCGUGCUCUGUGAACCAUGUGGUUUGAUUCAAAGUCAAGCCCUCUGCAGACAGAACACCAUGGCAACCAAUACAACCAAUGCAGGAGAGAGUACGGGCUACUGGGUUGUUUGCCACAAGUGAGUUUGUGGGUCAACGAAAAAGGAUGAAGAGCAUUAAAAGCCAAAUGCGUGACCUGCAAUCGACAGGCGAGAGGUGCUCUUUUGUCCCCCAGCCUUUGUCCCAGCUCUCUGCUGCGUUGGUGGACAUCUGACCUUCCAAGCGCUGCCAGGGGGGGAACAGCCUGGAUGGUUGGCACCUACUCAGAGGCAGACAGAGGACACGCAGCAGUCGACACACUGACACAUGCGCAAUCAUUCGCACACAAGGAAUGACGACACCUUGCAGUACAUGGACAGAUUUUUUUUUUUUUCCUCAGGAAAAGCCAAAUUAUUAUCGUGGGUAUCUGCUAGAAUAUUCCAGCAAUAGUCUUUGUUGAGUCAUGAUGAUGAAAUUCAUUGCCCCGAGGUAAAGCCGAUGUAGAUUUAUGCAUGAUGAAACGAAGCCAGAGCAAUUGUGGUUGCUUUGAUGGAGUAUUUUAAAGCCCGUGUCGCAAACAGACUUUAAUUAGUGCAACGAUUAACUAUCUCCUAGCGCCAUUCAUUAAAUCCAACCAUAAUCGCAUACAGCGGAUGGAAAAAGUCACGGUUCAAAUGCCAUGUUUGUGUGAUAUAAAUAAGGAGACCAAGGAAAAUUAGUUUUUCCACCUUAAAUAUGACGUAUGACAUGUACAUUUCAAUAGAAAAAAAAAAGGUCUGAUUUUAGUGAGGGCAAGCCGGAUGAAAAGGAAUCAGGGAACUGCAAGAAUUUCUCGCAGGUACUGGCUGUUUAGUGCAAGUGAAAACAACCUGGUCACUUUAUUUUUAUUUCUGUUACUUGUUACUGUAAUACUAGUGUGGCUUGUACUACCGGAGAGAAAUUCCUUGUGCGUUUUUACAUACUUGGCCAGUGCAGGCGGUUACCAUUCAGUCAUCUUCAUUCAUGCUUCUGUUAGAAAGCAAAAAAAAAAAAAAAA
This is a messenger RNA of Hippocampus comes (tiger tail seahorse), 4371 nucleotides long. RefSeq names its product leucine rich repeat and Ig domain containing 3b (gene lingo3b). Gene Ontology annotation, molecular function: protein binding. The transcript is spliced from 4 exons. Bases 751 to 2619 code for a protein of 622 amino acids. The record is from RefSeq and is a predicted model, not a curated record. Lineage: Eukaryota; Metazoa; Chordata; Actinopteri; Syngnathiformes; Syngnathidae. Gene Ontology annotation, cellular component: plasma membrane.